Molecule: messenger RNA, 978 nt
Organism: Gymnodraco acuticeps
Lineage: Eukaryota; Metazoa; Chordata; Actinopteri; Perciformes; Bathydraconidae
Product: N-acetyllactosaminide beta-1,3-N-acetylglucosaminyltransferase 3-like
Cellular component (GO): membrane
Molecular function (GO): hexosyltransferase activity
Source: RefSeq, a predicted model, not a curated record
AUGGACCCUGCAGAGACUGAGAGAUUUAAGCAGGCUCUUUCCACACAGGGAGCUCGUGUGGGGCAGCACGAACAAGCUCUGCAAGGAAUCAUGGAAUCCCUCCACAACCUUACUGCCGGUGUCACUCAGCUCAGCGGCCGCUUGGACCAGUCUUUCACCCAGCUCAAUGCUCUGACGGCUUCAGCUCCUGCGCCACCGCCUCCAGCUCCUGAUAUUCCAGUCAUUCAUCCCGUGAACCAUUCAUCCCCACCCCUGCUACACAAUGGUGUGUGGAUCCGAAGGGUCUUCGUCUCAGGGACCACGGAUACUGGUUUUGAGAAAGAGAGAUUUAACACAAUUCUCGAAAUGGAGCAACGUGAGUACAAUGACAUAAUCCAAUGGGACUUUCAUGAUUCAUUUUUCAACCUCACCUUGAAGCAGAUCCUCUUCCUGGAAUGGAUGGAACGAAACUCUCCAAACGCUCACUUCCUUCUGAAUGGUGACGAUGACGUCUUUGCCCACACAAACAACAUGGUCGAGUAUCUCCAAGGCCUAAAGGACAACGAUGGAAGCAAACACCUCUUUGCUGGUCAUCUGAUCUAUAACGUAGGGCCCAUAAGAGCAUCUUCGAGCAAAUACUAUAUCCCAGUGCAGGUGCAGGAGUCAAACUCAUAUCCCUCUUACUGUGGUGGUGGGGGCUUCCUCCUGUCUGGUUAUACAGCUAUGGUUAUAUACAAGAUGUUUCGGUCUAUUACCAUUCUUCCCAUUGACGAUGUUUACAUGGGGAUGUGUCUGGCCAAAGCAGGACUAAGUCCUGCUUCUCAUAUGGGCUUUAGGACUCUUGGACUGCGCUUGCCUUCAGCAAGUAGAGUACAGAGCGUAGAUCUAUAUGAUCCUUGUUAUUAUAGAGACCUCUUACUGAUACACAGAUUCUUAUCAGCUAGAAUGUAUUUCAUGUGGCAUAAACUAUCUGAUCUGAAUUUAAAAUGUGGACCUUGA